ACUCUACUCUAGUAGUGUUCGAGUUUGCGUACGCUGUACGCGUCCCGUUCGACGCCGCCUGCGCUCUUUGUCCUCUCAUAAAUAUAAUAUAAAACUAUCGGACGCGAAAACAAACUUUUUGAAAUAAAGUGAAUGGGCGAGGUCAAGUGUGUGUGCGUUUGCAGUGUAUUAGUGGCGCUCGCGCGCAGUCUCCGUGCCGUGAAAUUAAAAUUUCUUUCUUAUUCAAAGUAGGCACUGACUGUUUCGAAUUGAAAGAAAUUGCAAGUUCAUUGCAGUUUCUGAUUUGCAUUUGUUUUAUACGCAAUGGGGAAAGUACGAUGUUAAAAAUACAUGAAGUGUGCUUGGUGCCGGCCUUUUGGCAUACUUUGCUGUUGUGGUGUGCUGGUUCAUGAGUCAUUGCGGGCUGCGAUGUAAACGAAAUGACGGACGUGCAGUUAAGCGAGCCGAGCAAGUGGCACCGUGGAGGUUUCUUGUCCUCCCUGAACAGAAGUUUUCGUUUGGCGAGUGGAAAAUCUAGAAGUGCCAACAGCUCCCCAGUUGAAAAUAAAUCUAUAGAAAAGAUAUUGGAAAUGAAUAGCACAGGUCUGAACACGUCGAACGAAGGCGCGUCGGCGCUGAAGCCGCUCGAGAUCGUCGCUCCGAGGAUUGACACCUACAGGUUCUCGAUGGCCAACCUCGAGGAGACGCAGGAUGCAGACCUCGACGCCAUCUUGGGGGAACUAUGCGCCCUGGACUCCGAAUACGACGAAGAGAUAUCAAGAGUUUCUUCCGGAUAUUCCUCAACUUCUAAGGAAAGGGAUGGCGAGGGAUGCUCUCAGAGGCCGGAGUGCAUCAAGGAGUGCAGUGAUGUCGCGUCAGGCAUCACCCGCACCGAUUCCCCUGACAAUGAUUCCGCUUUUAGUGAUACCGUAUCAAUGCUUUCGAGCGAGUCCUCCGCUUCGAGUAGCGCCAGUGCGAAAUGCAAAGCUUUAAAAUUAAACCUCCAUCAAAACCAAAAGGACGCAAGUUUCCAGCAAAAGGCCGACAAGAUUAAAUUAGCGCUGGAACGCAUGCGUGAGGCUAACGUUAAGAAAUUAUUUAUUAAAGCAUUCUCUAUGGAUGGUUCGUCAAAGAGUCUGUUAGUUGACGAGAAGAUGACCUGCGGCUACGUGGCGAGGCUGCUUGCCGAUAAGAACCAUGUCACUAUGGAACCCAAAUGGGCCAUAGUUGAACAUCUGCCUGAUUUACACAUGGAACGCGUAUACGAAGACCACGAGAUGUUAGUCGACAAUUUGAUGUUAUGGACGAGGGAAUCCAAGAAUAAGAUCCUUUUUGCCGAACGGCCCGAUAAGAUAUCACUUUUCCAGACUCCUGAAAAGUUCCUUUUAUCUGAGGACGAUAGAGGGUGGUCUAGCGAGCACGAUGAGCAUUCAAGACAAGUAAUCAUUGAAGAAUUCUUCGGCCAAAGCGGCGGAACCACCAGCUCGGUGCCGUCCAUAUCCGGACACCCGGUGCCGCCUAUGGAAGGACCUCUCUAUUUAAAGAGCGACGCCAAACGGGGCUGGAAGAAAUUCCACUUCGUACUUCGACCUUCUGGGUUGUACUACUCUCCUAAAGACAAGGUUAAGACGCUGAAGGAGCUGGUUUGCUUGGCGACGUUCGACACCAACGAGGUCUACAUCGGCCUAAACUGGAAGAAGAAGUACAAGUCGCCGACUGACUUCUGCUUCGCGAUCAAACACCCGAGGCUCCAGCAACCAAAGAGCGUUAAGUUUAUAAAGUUCCUCUGCGCUGACGACCAACGCACCUUGGAGAGAUGGGUGACUGCAAUGCGAAUAGCAAAGCACGGAAGGCAACUAUUGGAAAACCAUCGAACACUAGUCGAAGAGCUUACGCAGGAAGAUCUAGAUCAUCUUGCACAUGCGCGCUCUUGCUCAAUAACAUCAAUUCCAACCAAAACCAACAUAAACGUAGGAGUCGGCGUCAACAGCCCCGCCCAGUCCACCUCCAGCAACGUCAGUGUUGCCAACUCGGAUAUAAGCAGUGGACGGCACUCGCGGGCCUCUUCGUCCAGCUCCAGUGGCUGCCUCUCCGAUGGAGGGACGGCCUCGGAAAGUGCUUUCGACUGCGAGUUCCCUAUGGGAACGAUAAAGCGUAAGCCGUCCAUGAAGCCGAACAUCCCGCUGACUUGGAUGACGCGCCAGCUCAAGGAGAUGGUGGAGAAAGGCGACGGCGAUGACGGCGCCGGCGACUGCGCCACGCUCACGCGCCGCCCGCGUGCUCAGAGGACCGACGACUCUACGCUCAAGCGACACCACACGCUUGAAUCAAACGACAGUGUCGUGUACGGCUCGACCACCGGCAGCACCCUCAGCACCGCCAGCAGCCCCACUCGCCUCGAGCCCCCGUCGCCCUCCUACGGCCUCUACGAGACCAUCAACCGCGACCCCAUCUACCGCACCAGCGCCGACACCAGCUCCGCGCUCUACGGCUACACCACGAUAUACGACAAAGUGCAGAGGCCCCCCGAAAUUCCCCCAGUCGAAGAUUUACCUCUACCCCCACCCCCCAGCGAGGACAUUCCCGAUGGAAUGUUCAGCUCCACGCUCAGCCUGGACUCCCUGCCGCCUCCGCCGCCGCCCCUCGAACCGAUGGAAGAUCUCUGCGGCUCGCAACUCAGCCUUCCCCCUCCCCCUCCUGAGCAUGCUAUGGAAGCUAACACUGGCCGCGUUCACGAUAUCGUAAACCAACUGACCGCCCAGCAAAUAGAACAGGCGGCGCGCGCGGGGCAGUCCCGAACGAAUCGCAAUUCCGACGGGAGCCGCACGUUCCCGCGCCAGCCAUCCUUGGACAGCGUGCACUCCGAAGCUUCGCGAACCUCGUCUCUUCACUCUGACAAGAGUAUUUAUGGCCAAAACGCUGCCGCUUUCGGCGCUUGCCUAGUCGAACUGCAAACUAAAAAGAUCAGCAACGGAAGCCCGUCCAUUCAAAAGAAACUGACGAAUGAGCCCGCCAAGGAACGCACCGGAUCGAUAAAGAAAGUCAAUUUUGCGGACGAUCUUCCGACAAAUUCUGACAGUAGCAAGAAAAAUAAGAAAAUAACUUUCAACCUCUCGGACCCUGCCCCACCUUCGCCCCGCAAGCCACCGCCGCCCAAGCGGAACGAGAGCACGCGGCUUUCUUCGCCGAAAAAGUUGUCCGAUUCGAGCAGCAAUCCGCCUAAGGACUUUCUGAAAGACUUGCAGAGAGUGAUGCGGAAGAAGUGGCAGGUGGCGCAGAAGUGCAAGCUGGAGCCGGCGACGACGCCGCACGAGGUGCUCGGGUUCCGCGAGUACCCGCUGUCGCAGGACUACAAGGAGACGAGCGUGUCGAUGUGGAUCCAGGAGCACUACGGCGGGGGCGUGGAGGACCCGUUCUACGAGAACGUGUUCGGGCGCGAGCAGCCGCCGCGGCGCGAGGAGCCCAAGCCGAUCAAGAAGCGGCCGCCGCCCGCGCCGCCGCGCCGCAGCGACUCCACGCACCUCAGCUCGCACGCGCACGCGCCGCCCGCGCCCGCGCAGCCCACCGUGUGAACUGACCCUACCUACGGAAACUAACGAAACCUACACUUUGUAGAAAACGGUUUUAACAAGGUAAAUGACGUUGAUUCGCCGUUAUGGUGCGUUAUAAGCGCACAUUCAGUCCAAUGAUUUUGGUAUUUAUUACCUUUAAAACGUAUGUUAUGUAAAACGUUAUAAAUUGGAUAAAAGUCAAAGCAGUUUUUAUACUAAUGUAAUGCUCUCUGGUAUGAAAUGAUGGGGUUAAAUUAAGAAAUUCUAAAAGUUUAUAAAGGCAAUUUCUACAAUAGAUUACAUUUUGUGUUUAACACGUUUACUUACUGAAUUGACCAAUUUCGUAAUUAAAUUGCCACCAUUUUAAAAGAAAUUAGAAUUAAUAAUUUAUAAAAAAUUUUGAAAGGCGGUGCUAUUUUGGAAAGGUAUACUAAGAUAUGUAAGUUUGAAUUGGUCUACUCGUAACGGCUUGGACUGAACGUGAAUGAUGGUGAUGGUGUAACGUGGGCAGUGUAUAGUCGGCGAGGCCGUUACGAGUCGGCCGAUUGUAGGGAAGCAAAUGUACGAGUAUUUAUUGCACGAGUUGGAGUUUUGUCAAUUUUAUUUUAUGUUCCUAGUUAAUUAUUGCGUGUUAAACAAAAUUUACGGUCUGCCGUUGUAAUAAGUGGCGGAUAGUCAUGUGUGUCGACUUAUCGAUACGACUUAGGGCAGUAGCGUGAUUUGCACCCAAAUUCGACUAAAUAAAACAAACAAAACACAAUCCAGUGUUUUGUAAAUGUUACACUGCUUUGUAUCUCCCCAAAAAUUUCAUUAACAAUCGCAAUUGCAUAGUAAAUGCUUAUAAAUAAAUUUACCUAGCUAAUCACUAGCAUCAUUGAUGUCGUAUGUUACAAUAAACAUUCAGUAUUUUAUCUAGCUGUCGUGAACUACAUUUAGUUCUAUGAAUUUACUUUUUACGUGUAAUUUAUAAGAUAUUAUGUACCUAUGAGUAGUAAAUUGAUGUAUUCCUAAUUUGUGCCAUAGUCAAAUUAAACAUGCUACAAAGCUUUUUAUCACCAUAUAACCAACUGUUGAAUUAUGAAGAAAACUAACAUCGUACAGUAUGGAAUAAGUAGAAUAUAUCGUUAUCAAGUAGAUUUUGAUUUCUUUUCUGCUAAGGCCACACCUGUUUUUGGAACGUGGCUUGAAUCAGACUUGCACUUAUGCCAUGCUUAACUGUUGCUAUGAUAACUAUGUAAAAAGUACCUAUGUUAGCACAUACGAGUAUACGUUAUACCUUGCAAACGCGAAUCACUCGUUUACUUGCGAUGUGUGGCAGUAACUUCAAUCUGUUUAUAUGCUUACUAUCUAUAAAACUAGCUACCUUUCUGGACUGUGAAAUAGACGGGACGAAAUGAAAAAUGUACAGAACUCCAAUGUGUUUGAUCUCACUGUAGCCGAAGUACGCGUAUUUUUAUGUUUGGGCUGUGAUAAUGUCUGGCUUUUAUGAAACCUACCACCCGAAAUCAAUCUGAUUUUUGCUGCAUUUUAAAAUAUUGUCACAUUUUUCAUCCGAUCUAUUAUAAAAUAGGCUUUUGUUAAGAAACGAUUAUGAUGAACAGUAGGACAAUGCAUUUUUAUGUUAUUAGGUAAAAUUAAUAUCUUCUUAGAGGCUGCAUCUGCGUAGUUUAGGAUAAUUCGUCGCAAUGGUUUCUAUUAUUGUAAUUACUAUUAUUACACUAUAUUUAUCUUUGGAUCUAAAUUAUUAUAUUUUUUGUGGAAAUAUGAAUUGACGUUAGUAAUAGUUUUCGGGACUAUAGUUAUAAUGUAUUUAAAAAAAUAUGUCAUAGCAUCUAAUACCUACUUACUACAUGUUAUGUGUACAUAGGUACCUAAGUAGUGUCCUUUUAAUUUUAUUACUUGAACAUUGUCAUCGCCAAUGCUGAAAUACGAUAUUCGUGAAAAACGAAACCUACAAAAUACCUACUUGUACCUAGUUGAUUUUGAAUUCUUAGGUAGCUUAUAUCUAGCAAAUCCCUCCAAUUUAUCAUCGGAUUGCGAAGACUGAUCUAAAAAGUUGUAAUCUGAUUUUGACAAUAAACUUGCGUCCAAAAAUAUUUUGAAAACAGUUCUCGUCCCAAUUAUUUAGCAUUAAUUUGCAUGAAAAUUUUUGUUUACGCAAUUAGGUAACAUUUAACGCAAGUUCAUAGCAAAAUUAAAACGUAAAAUAUUGUAAAGCUUCCAUUUUUAAUUAACCAUAGACAAUUACACUAUUAAGGUGUCAUCAGACGGGCCAUUACUUUAUAAUUUACCGAAAUAAAGUAAAUUAAGGGCAUAAAAGAUAAAAUAAAUAACGUAGAAAUUAAUAACGUUUGGUCAGAUUUGGCCAUUUCCCAUCGCAACCUCUAAGUCUACUUACGUAUCAUUUUAUUAGUCACUCAACCUGCUGUAAACUUUUAACAUUUAUAGGUAGGUAUAGGUAAUAGGUAGUAUUCAAUGAAUUUUCACUGAAACCUUAUACUGUCUGAUAUCAUCUUAAAAUGUGAUUGUUUGCGAUAACACAAAAUUAAUCCAUUGUCCUUUUUAAUCUGCUCAGGCAGCAUUAGAGAUCCGUAAAUAAAUGUAUAGUUCUGUACCUAAGACUGAACUACGUUUUUAUCCUUGCAGCUGUUUUUGUAUAUCUUUAUUAACAAUAUUGAAGUAGACGUUACAAACAUAAGUUUAAGGUAGAAUAUGUAUAACGUUUUCAGUGUCUAUCAAAUAAAAAUAUCUUUAAUGUUCGUCAUGACAUAACCUUAUCGUAGUACGCUCUUAUACCAACUCAACUUACUUUCAGAUCUAAGAUUUAAUGUUGUCGUGAAAUUAUCCACUAGGAGAGAAAGCCCUAUGACAUGAGCUCACCUUUUGUAUUGUUCAUUUCUGUGCGGUUUUAAAUAAAGAUGUACCUAAGUAGAUGACACAAUUAAUUUCCCUCUAAACAAUGAGAAGAUUUAAUCAUAAAACAUUCCAUUAAAAUAUCACAACUAGACAAGGAUGUUGAUGAUACCAUUACUUUAAAAAACCUAAAAGCGAUGUUAAUCACGCAUUGAAGUCGUCGUCUUGUUUGUCAUUCUUACAAUUUAACUUUUGCUGUACGACUACGACUACCUACUGAGUUAACGUUUUUUGUUGAUGUAAGAAAUAUAGCUUAAGGGCAAAAACUUGACUUAUUUCUAGCAAAGCCCUCUAUAUUAGGGCCCCCUUUAUAUACUGACACACACUUCUUCGUUUUAAUAUACUAUAGAUGUUGUGGACACUGUACCUACUUAUUCUUCUGAAACCUGGGUAGACGAUUAUACACUGGUUAUUGUUUUGUAUUUAGUAUACAAUAUUUAUAGGUGUAUUCUAUUUCCAGUGUUUGCUAAUAUACUGUAGAAUCCGUGGUUAUUAAAUAAAUGUUUAGUGUAAUAGGAACAUUCGAUAUUUGGCCGGAAUUUGAGUCUUAUUUAGUUUACAGUAGGCGGACUAUGAAUCAGAUCUUUAAACCCAACUCCGUUGGUUAAAGUUACCUAUUGAGUACCGCAUCUUUUAAGUCAAAUCUUUUUCAAUCUUCCGACCCAGGUCAAUGUGACCAUUUAUUUUAGUUAUAUCUGUACAUAAUUUAAAUCUGUCUUAAGAACUAACUUGAGAUGUUUAUGCUAGACAUAGAUACGGGUCGAAUUCAUCAUCGUAACGUUAUGGUUUAAAAUGUGUAUUUAAAAAAGUUAUUCUACACUUUUAUGUAACGCAUUUAUUAGUAUCCUUAAUUAUGUUUACAUUGUACAGAACAAAUUAAUUAUAAUAUUAGUUUUUUGUAUAUUUUUUCAAAUAUAACAAAAUCCCAAAUAAAA
Molecule: messenger RNA, 7378 nt
Organism: Ostrinia nubilalis (European corn borer)
Lineage: Eukaryota; Metazoa; Arthropoda; Insecta; Lepidoptera; Crambidae
Gene: pico
Product: amyloid beta A4 precursor protein-binding family B member 1-interacting protein
Exons: 13
Coding region: 420-3551 (1043 amino acids)
Biological process (GO): signal transduction
Source: RefSeq, a predicted model, not a curated record